GCGCAAUCCACCGGAGACUGCUGGGGCUAAAGGGGUCAACCAGGCCACGGCGGGCAACCACCAACACAGGACAAGGUUGGAUGUCACCUGCUCUUGGCAGAGGCACCUCUGGAGCAUGUAGAUGUCGCUGUUUCCGAAGAAGCUGGAGCGGCUGACCACACUGUGCAACUGGAAAUUAGUGCUGGGGCAGUAUGGCUUACAAAACGACAUCAGUGCCUUGUGUCUUCAGAUGCCUGUGCUUCAUGCUUCUUUAUCGGCUUAGUGCAGCACAGGAUGAAGACCUAAGAAGUUGUAGGACCGCACCAGGUGAUUUGGUAUUUAUUGUCGAUGGUUCUUGGAGUGUUGAAGAUGUAAACUUUGAAAUAGUAAAACGCUGGCUUGUCAACAUCACCAAAAGCUUUAAAAUUGGACAGAAAUUUACCCAAGUUGGUGUUGUCCAGUACACGGACGAUCCCGUUUUAGAAAUACCUCUGGGGAAGUAUUCUACAAAUGAAGAUCUCAUCAGAGCAAUGGAGUCCAUCGAGUACAUGGGAGGUAACACAAGGACUGGCACAGCCAUUGAGUUUGCCGUAGAAAAACUGUUUGGCCUCUCUGAGCGUGGCCCGAAUGGCGUGUCCCGAAUUGCUGUUGUGCUCACCGAUGGGAAGUCUCAAGAUGAGGUUUCGAAGGCAGCGGAAACCGCAAGAAAAAAAGGAGUCAAUUUAUUUGCGAUUGGUGUGGGAUCAGAGACAGAGGAGGGACAGUUGAGAGCCAUCGCUAACAAGCCGUUUUCAACUUACGUCUUCUCUGUUGAGGACUACAAAGGUAUUUCUAGGAUCGUACAAGUCAUACGGCAGAAACUGUGUGAAGAGACUGUUUGUCCUGCGAGAAUACCAAUUGAUUCCCGAGAUGAGAAAGGAUUUGAUAUCCUUUUCCAUUUAAAUUUUGCCAAAAAAGCAAAGAAGACAAAAGGAACAUAUCAUGGCACCAAGGCCUAUGAGGUGUCAUCACGAAUUGACUUGAGUGAAGCCACAAGGACGCUUUUCCCUGAUGGCCUCCCACCAUCGUAUGUAUUCGUUGCCACUCUGAGGUACAAAGGAUCAGUGGCAUUGGAGGAGUGGGACCUGUGGAGGGUCCAGACGCGUGACGGGAGACCUCAAAUGGCAGUGACCCUAAAUGGACUUGAUGGCACCGUCCGGUUCACCACAACCAGUCACUCACUAAGUGGAACGCAAACUGCCUCAUUUUCACGGCACACCGCGAUGAAACUGUUCGAUGAGAAAUGGCACCAACUGCGACUUCUGGUCACGGAGGAGGACGUCACUCUUUAUGUUGACGACCUGGAAAUGGAAACACUGACUUUGGAGCCUCCUGUUGGCAUUUUCAUCAAUGGAAAAACGCAAGUUGGAAAAUACGUCAGUAAAGAAACAACAGCACCAUUUGAAAUUCAGAAGCUGCGGAUCUACUGUGACCCUGAGCAGAACAACCGCGAGACAGCAUGCGAAAUACCAGGAGUGUGUUCCAACAGUCCAGAUUAUGCUGAGCCAACUCAAGAACCUUGUGUUUGUCCUCCGGGGCCUCCAGGACUUCCAGGCAUGAAGGGUGAGCCAGGAAACGUUGGCAAAUCAGGUCAACCUGGACGUGUUGGUGCUGAUGGUAAGCCUGGGGUGGCUGGCAUUAGAGGAAGCCAAGGGUUUCCUGGUGCUCCAGGAAUAAAGGGUCAACGUGGAGCCGAUGGGGUGAAAGGGGAACAGGGGAUGCCCGGUGUUUCGGGUGUGAGGGGUGUGCCUGGAUUAACAGGACGACCUGGACAACCCGGAGACAAAGGACCAGUUGGAUCACCCGGACGACCAGGGGUGGCAGGUGAAGCUGGCCAAACGGGACAAAAGGGAAGUAUCGGACUUCCCGGGCCUCCUGGUUAUCAAGGACCACCUGGUGAAACUGGGAGAAAUGGAAAGGAUGGAGUUCCUGGGUCACCUGGUCAAAAGGGUGAAAGAGGGGCCAAUGGCAUCCCUGGUACUGAUGGAAGGUCAGGCCAUACAGGUAUGCCCGGUUUACCUGGGAUAGGAGGUCUCAAUGGGCAAAAAGGAGAGCCUGGUUUUCCCGGAUCAAGAGGCCCGCAGGGAUCAGAUGGAUCACCUGGGGAGAUGGGUCCAACCGGUUCACCGGGUUUAAACGGAAAAACCGGGCCAAAGGGCAAUAAGGGUGAAAACGGAAGUCCAGGUAAACAAGGGAUGCCAGGUCCUAUGGGCAGACCAGGUGAUCCAGGUCUAGCAGGUCAGCCAGGACACCCAGCUGCGCCGGGCCACAAGGGAAGCAAGGGAGAAAGGGGACAUGCGGGUGAAAAAGGAGAUAUGGGAAUGAAAGGUGAAAUGGGAGCAGAUGGAAAAUCUGGAAAUCACGGAUCGCCAGGUGUGAGGGGACUAAAAGGAGAGAAAGGGACAACAGGAGAUCCGGGUCAGAGAGGCCAAGAAGGUCAAAUGGGCCGACCUGGACAGCCAGGUCAGGCAGGCCAAACGGGGCCCCGAGGUCUUCAGGGGGGCCCAGGUCCUGCCGGACAACCCGGCCCACCAGGAAGAUCUGCGGGCGAAAUUUCAGAUCUGCACAUUCGACAAGUUUGCAGAGAAAUUCUUCAAUCUGAACUGCCGUCAAUGUUGCUGAGCCACCAGUCGAGCAACUGUGUCAGGUGCCACAGUCUUCCUGGAACACCUGGUCUCCCGGGUCUCACAGGGCCCCAGGGCCUAAGGGGACUUCCCGGAUUAUCCGGUGCCAGGGGGCAGCCAGGCUACCGUGGUCGCCCAGGGAUACCCGGUAUUAAUGGGAUGAAAGGAGAACCUGGGAUUACGGGGGAAAAGGGAAGCCCAGGCCAUACCAUACAUGGGGACCAAGGACCACCGGGGCCUCCAGGUCCUGUCGGUCCUCAGGGUUAUGGCAAACCGGGUACUUCAGGUCAGCCUGGACCACCUGGACUAAAUGGAGCAGAGGGUAAAAGCGGUAAUCCUGGCACACCUGGCCAGCCUGGGGUGUGUGACCCAUCCUUAUGCUACGGUAGCACGAUGAGGCGGUCCUACUUCAGCAAAGGACCAAACUAUUGACAAAGUCCGCUAGUGCUAAACUGGUGUGAAGCAAACAGUCAUUCUCAGGAAGAGCUCAUCCUUACAGUUGUCCUCGGACACAGUAACUCAUGAACAUUUUCAUAUCUACAGUGGAUGUAAAAAGCCUACAAACAAUUGUUAAAAUGACGGUUUUGUGAGAGGAUCUUUUUCAAAACGAUCUGUCAGGAUAAGGGUACAAAAGAAUUUCCCAGGCUCUUCGUAUACCAUGGAACACGAUGAAGGCAGUCGCCGUCAAGUGAAGACAAUAUGGAACAACAAUGACAUUACUGGUACACAGAGUAUUUGAUGGUCCUUCAACAUUUAUUAAAAAAAACCAAACAAAACAAAAAGACUAAAGAUAACUUUUGGAAUAUCAACUGCAGGUGUGUGAAUUUCAAGUACAGGGUUUGUCCUCCAUGGCACACAUGACAAAAAUCUCCCGUAUUCAUCAUUGUAAAAACAGCCAAUCCCAUCAAAACUUUACAAAAAGAUGCGCAGAGUCUCAAAGAACACACAGGAAAAUGUUUUUAUUGCUUGAAAAACCCAAGGUUGACCUUUUUGACCGAGCCAUAAUUCCAUGUUGUUUGGCUCAGAAACAAAUGCUACACAUCACCCCCAAAAAAUGUACAAAAGAAAAAACAAAUCAACAAACAAAAAAAUAACAGCACACAUAGCAGUGAAACUUGGUUGUGGCAAUACACUAUUAUGCUUUUGAACAAUUGUUUUUCAUCUGAAACUGGGAUAUUUGUCACUGUGGAGGGAAUUAUUAAUAGUUCAUAAUAGUAGAAAAUGCCCCCGGGUUUAUGAUAGAAGAUGAAUAAAACCAAAUAAUAACAAUAACGUAACAAAUAUUUUACCGGAAGAAAAUUUACAUUGUGAACUGGCCCUGCAAGACUCCAAAACGAAAUCUAUUUGAGAGUUGUCUGUGGAAUUCAGAGAUGCUCCUCACAAUGAAACACUUGAUGAUCACCAUCCCCCCCCAAAAAAACUGAAGGAUGUAAUCAACUGAAAAGGUGGAAAUAUUACUGCACAUUUCUGCAAAAAAUAAACGCAUACCGAAUUCAACCUUCCCCCAAAAUAAUUGUAAUUUUCCAGUUGACCUGUACAGCUUAUUAUUUAAAAGAAUGUUUUCAAAUGAGGUAGCUUAGUACAUUCAAAUGUAAACUGCUAUUUUAACAGGGGUGUGUAGACUUUUUUUUUUCCAUCGGUUGUACAGUAUGUGAUCUCUGACAGUCAGCAGGGUGAGAUUUUUAUCACACAUUUCCACUAGAAUCUGCCUAUUUUUGUUAUUCUUGAGUCAUUUCCCUGAAGUUUGAACCGUUAUAGAAAAAAAGCAACUAAUACUUUUCAACAUUUUAUUUCUGCUUUAAUUUCGCUUGGAACUUGUGUCCUUGCUGAGGGACACGUUUUAAAGCAUUUGAGGAGCGAUGAUAAAAAUGUUCAAAGUCAAAAAACACUACCAACAGCCAUGUACUGUAUGUACAGUACGUCCUGUACAAUGAGCGAAACAAAUAAAACACGGUAUUGGCUGCCUGUAGCUAAAUAUUUGGUGGCAUUAUAUAGUUUAACUCUAAAUUAACUUUCUGUAUAAUAACCGUGUUGUUACACAAUCAGCAGUAAUAAUGGCAAUAUGGGCUUUUUGAUAUUCAUUGGGCCCUUCAUUACUGUAGCGAAUCUUUUUCUUAUUUAUAUUUCCCAGUCAUAGCUGUGGAUUUUUAGC
Molecule: messenger RNA, 4794 nt
Organism: Syngnathoides biaculeatus (alligator pipefish)
Lineage: Eukaryota; Metazoa; Chordata; Actinopteri; Syngnathiformes; Syngnathidae
Gene: col21a1
Product: collagen, type XXI, alpha 1
Exons: 30
Coding region: 192-3074 (960 amino acids)
Source: RefSeq, a predicted model, not a curated record